GUUGACAUGCCAUAGCAGUUGGCGUUUUGCAGGAACACCACAAGGGAGAAGAGAAUUUUAAGAGAACAUGGAAGGGUGAAGGAGAAGUAAAGGGGAGAGAAAAAAGAAGCAGCAGGACUAGUGCGUCUAGGGAGAGGUAGAUUCCUUGCUGCUGCUGCUGCUGUUGCUCCACCGCCACAUCCUGAAACGGCGCUCUCUCUUGGGGAGUGCUGCAACAUCAAGUACUGAAACUCUCUCUCUCUCUCUCUCACGUGAUCAAUCCACGGUAGGAGGAAGAAACUGAGGGGAAACGAAAAGGUGGGAGGGAGUCAAUCGAGGAGCCGAUCAUAGAUGCAUGUGCUUCAAAUCGAUCUCUGCGAUGUGAGAUCUGGUGGACGAUAGGAGAAGAAGAACUUGCACAGAGAGACAGAGAGAAAGAGGGAGGGAAGGAGGGAGAGAGAGGGAGGCCAUGGAGAAAUACGAAGUAGUGAAGGAGAUAGGAGCGGGGAACUUCGGGGUCGCCAGGCUGUUCAGGAACAAGCAGACUAAGGAGCUCGUCGCCAUUAAGUUCAUCGAAAGGGGUCACAGGAUCGAUGAGAAUGUGGCGAGGGAGAUCAUAAAUCACCGGUCGCUCCGCCAUCCCAACAUAAUCAGGUUCAAAGAGGUGGUGUUAACUCCAACUCAUCUUGGGAUUGUGAUGGAGUAUGCUGCGGGUGGAGAGCUCUUCGAGCGCAUCUGCAACGCUGGGCGUUUCAGCGAAGAUGAGGCAAGGUAUUUCUUUCAGCAGCUUAUUUCAGGAGUGAGCUAUUGCCAUUCCAUGCAAAUCUGUCAUCGUGAUUUAAAGCUGGAGAACACUCUCUUGGACGGUAGCCCUGCACCUCGCCUCAAGAUUUGCGAUUUCGGGUACUCCAAGUCGUCUUUGCUCCACUCAAGGCCUAAAUCUACGGUCGGAACUCCUGCUUACAUAGCACCGGAAGUUCUUUCACGACGAGAAUACGAUGGAAAGAUGGCUGAUGUUUGGUCCUGUGGCGUGACGCUUUACGUUAUGCUGGUCGGAGCUUACCCCUUCGAAGAUCCAGAGGACCCCAAGAAUUUCAGGAAGACAAUCGGACGCAUCAUGAAUGUACAGUAUAAGAUCCCAGAUUACGUCCACAUCUCUCAGGAUUGCAGGCAGCUUCUCUCAAGGAUAUUCGUAGCGAAUCCUGCCAGGAGGAUUGCAAUCAGGGAGAUCAAAACUCAUCCUUGGUUUCUAAGGAACCUGCCUAGAGAGCUCACUGAGGCAGCACAGGCUGUGUACUACCAACGUGGCAACCCCAACUUAUAUCCCCAGAGUGUAGAGGAUAUCAUGAAGAUUGUAGGUGAGGCGAGAACACCCCCUCCUUCUUCACGGCCUAUCCCCGGGUUCGGGUGGGGAGCCGUGGAAGAAGAAGAAGAGGACGAAGAAGAAGCAGAAGAAGGAGAUGAGGCCAAGGGAGAGGAGAAGCAAGGUAAGAAGGAGGAGGAAUGCGACGAGGAGGAUGAGGAGGAUGAGUACGAUAAGAACGUCAAGGAGGCACAGAAGAGCUGCAAUGUCAAAGUUACCUGAAGCACAGAGACACUGUGCUUCACCUUCUUACACUGGUAUAUGAGUGCAAAUAACUUCUUGAGUUGUAUGGUUUCUUUUUUCUCGAUGCUACGUUCUUGGGUGAAUAUGCCGUCUAUGAUGAGGAGGAGGAAAGAACAAACAUGGGAGGUUGAGUUGUAAAAUAUAUUUUACUCCGACGGCAGCAGGGUGGCGUAGAUGUCUAUUGUGUGUUUGGGAACCAAAAUUUUAAUCUUGUUUGCAAUGGAAAGCUGGUUUUGCUUC
This is a messenger RNA of Nymphaea colorata (pocket water lily), 1825 nucleotides long. RefSeq names its product serine/threonine-protein kinase SAPK7-like. The coding region runs from base 449 to 1564 and encodes 371 amino acids. NCBI's taxonomy places the organism in Eukaryota, Viridiplantae, Streptophyta, Magnoliopsida, Nymphaeales, Nymphaeaceae. The transcript is spliced from 10 exons. The record is from RefSeq and is a predicted model, not a curated record. Gene Ontology annotation, biological process: protein phosphorylation; intracellular signal transduction. Gene Ontology annotation, molecular function: protein serine/threonine kinase activity; ATP binding.